This is a messenger RNA of Lentinula edodes (shiitake mushroom), 438 nucleotides long. Its product is annotated as serine protease inhibitor. Gene Ontology annotation, molecular function: serine-type endopeptidase inhibitor activity. The record is from RefSeq and is a predicted model, not a curated record. The transcript is spliced from 4 exons. The coding region runs from base 1 to 438 and encodes 145 amino acids. Lineage: Eukaryota; Fungi; Basidiomycota; Agaricomycetes; Agaricales; Omphalotaceae.
AUGGCUCUUGAAACAGGUCUCUACACCAUCAAAAACGGCGAAAAACUAGUGGGUCGAGCAUUGGCUGAAGACCUUAGCCUUCUUCCCAAGAGGAUUAUUCUGACUGAAAGCGAGCGAACAUCGAUUUGGGCGAUUCAAAAAUCUGACAAAGAGAAUGAGUAUCUUCUCAUUAGCUUUGGUUCCCCGACUACCCAUAUCGAAAACCAUGUUUUUGCGCUCCUGAUCAAUCAGGAACAGGCCACCAAAUGGACCAUUAAGGCCGUCCCUCAGCAUGGUGAAAAUGCCUACGUCAUAAGCGCAUCUGAAGGCAAGGGCUGGGUUGCUCCCAAAGAGCUGAAUGAACAGAUUGAGUACAGGGUUUUGAUUGUUGGACCGAGCCUUCCACCCCGCUACCCUCCCAACGAGGUUUUCCAAAUCACUAAACUUGAAGCCGAGUAA